Messenger RNA from Meriones unguiculatus (Mongolian gerbil), 2542 nucleotides. It is a transcript of the gene Cnot8, whose product is annotated as CCR4-NOT transcription complex subunit 8. Gene Ontology annotation, molecular function: nucleic acid binding; poly(A)-specific ribonuclease activity. The record is from RefSeq and is a predicted model, not a curated record. Gene Ontology annotation, cellular component: CCR4-NOT complex; CCR4-NOT core complex; P-body. The transcript is spliced from 7 exons. NCBI's taxonomy places the organism in Eukaryota, Metazoa, Chordata, Mammalia, Rodentia, Muridae. The coding region runs from base 668 to 1546 and encodes 292 amino acids.
CGUCUCACUGGCUCUCUGGGUUCCAGGAGCGGAUCCGGAGCAAGAGGGAGGAGAGCUCCGGGUCAAGGGCCGCUGCCGCCCGGACUCGGCCGCCAGCCCGCGCUCAGCGGGGCCGCCAGCCAGGGUAAGCGGGCUGCAUCGCGCAGGGUAGGAGCAUGAGGCGGAAGUGCCUCCGUGGCGACCCAUCCUACGCACGGGAACACUGAGGCACAGAGGCCGUGGCUCUCGCGGUCCCCGGAGCCCGGCCUGGAGGCCUUAAGGACUGGUGGGGGAGGCAGGAAGCCGCCCGGCUUGGAUCUUGGGGUGCUGCAGCUUUGCGUGGCAGGGCCCCCCCCCGGGGUAGCCAGCAAGCUGGAUGGGGCGCCGUCUGAGUUCAGGCCUGUGGCCUGAAAUGCUCUGGAGGGGACCUGUUGCCAUUUCUUCUAACGGGCCGCUGCUUCCUCUUGCGCCCGUCUUGCACGGCAAAGCCUUUGUUUAGUGUUCAGGAACAGGGAAGUGAAGCUUAUUGUUUCUCAGACGCUCUGGCGAAAACAAAACCAGACCAGCAGGAGACACUCAGCUGAACUGUCUACACGGCUGGUUGGACCCAGUGUGGACCAUCAAAUCAAACAGGAGGAGGCUUGUUCUUUCGUAGUCAACUCACAGUGGCUCCUCAGGUGCCUUCAGGAUGCCUGCGGCACUUGUGGAAAACAGUCAGGUCAUCUGUGAGGUGUGGGCCAGCAAUCUUGAGGAAGAGAUGCGGAAGAUCCGAGAGAUUGUCCUCAGCUACAGCUACAUUGCCAUGGACACAGAGUUUCCAGGUGUUGUGGUACGACCAAUUGGUGAAUUUCGAAGCUCCAUAGAUUACCAGUAUCAGCUUUUGCGGUGCAAUGUUGACCUUCUAAAAAUCAUCCAGCUGGGCCUUACAUUCACAAAUGAGAAGGGGGAGUACCCUUCUGGAAUCAACACGUGGCAGUUCAACUUCAAGUUCAACCUGACAGAGGAUAUGUACUCCCAGGAUUCCAUAGACCUCCUUGCAAACUCGGGGCUGCAGUUCCAGAAGCACGAGGAGGAAGGGAUUGACACACUGCACUUCGCGGAGCUACUCAUGACGUCUGGAGUGGUUCUGUGUGACAAUGUCAAGUGGCUCUCAUUUCACAGUGGUUAUGAUUUUGGCUACAUGGUAAAGUUGCUUACAGAUUCUCGGCUGCCAGAAGAAGAGCAUGAGUUUUUUCACAUCCUGAAUCUUUUCUUCCCAUCCAUUUAUGAUGUGAAAUACCUGAUGAAGAGCUGUAAAAAUCUUAAGGGAGGCCUUCAGGAGGUGGCUGAUCAGUUGGAUUUGCAGAGGAUUGGAAGGCAGCAUCAAGCAGGCUCAGACUCUCUGCUGACAGGGAUGGCUUUCUUCAGGAUGAAAGAGCUAUUCUUUGAGGACAGUAUUGAUGAUGCCAAGUAUUGUGGGCGCCUCUAUGGCCUGGGCACGGGAGUGGCCCAGAAGCAGAAUGAGGAUGUAGACUCUGCCCAGGAGAAGAUGAGCAUCUUGGCCAUGAUCAACAACAUGCAGCAGUGACAGUGUGUGCACCAUGCCGCCUGUGCCACUCGCCCCAGCCGUCGACCUGCGUCUGCUCCAAGCAGAGACUUUGGGUUUUGUUUAAAGAGGCCUUUAUUUUAGGUCCAGAAGGAGGGGGUUUACUCUGAAUUUGUAAACAAGUCUUCCUUGUCCUCAUGCCCACAUCCCUCUGCUGCCUCCUGCCACCAGCAUCCAUGGCUCCAUGGACACCUUUUUAAAUCUCCAGGAUGUCUGAAACAAACCAGUAAAAUGUGUAUGACUCUUAUGUGUUGUCAUUUUUCUUCUUUGGCUUUGCUGCCCUGAUGAAGAUGCUCACGAGUUGAGGUUGCCAGGGAACAAGGUUUGUGUUCUUGGGAAGCAGGUCUGCAUCAGCAGGCUUCCUGGCCUUGUCUCUGCUUCUGCAGAACAGUAGUCCUGACGUCACAGUAGACAAUGGCUCUUGCUGAAAUCUGGAGACAUUUCUGAAUCUGUCUCCUUUGGUGAGAUUAAGCUGGCAACUAGCCUCACCUUGUCACCUUAGUUUUCAGAUGUUGAGCUGCCCUCGAGUGGAUCAUGCUCCCAGUCCAUCUUGUUCUUGGCAGGGUGGUCUCGAUCAGCUGUGUUCUCUUAGCCCCUGUCCCCUGCUUUUUAUCCAGUAAGCCUGCUAUGUCAAGAUGGCAGAGCUGAGCUCUGGAACUGGAGUCUUAGAAAGCCACAGGAGUCGUGUGAGCAGGGCAGCGUGGGCAUUCACCUCAGACCUUGUCAGCCAUCCCACAGCUGUGCUCAGAACCCAGUGACUUUAAGGUUAGGCAUUUGUGAAGCACAGUUUUUUAAAUGACUCCAGGAAGACAAACGGCAGCAGCUCACUCGAGUGGUCUUACAUUUUAAAAGCUUGUGGGAAAUUGAAUUUGAAAUGAUUACAAAAUGUCAAGUAUGAAAGCUGGUAUUUAAGAUGCUUGUAAAUAUUAUUUAUGUUUUUAAUUUUGUAAAAUAAAGAUUGCUUUUUAACCAUUGGCA